AUGGAUCCCUAUCAACCUCAACCGCCACAACCAACUCAUGAAGCCCGCUUUCACUACUCUAAACCGGGCUACGCUCAACCUUCACUUUACCAACAGUUCCCUCCACAUCCGUCAGUGAGAGUACCCCCGAACGUGAAGCUGAGCGCCCGCCAAGUUCCUGUCGGUGUGGGAACUGCUCCUCCUCCCGUCAGAUAUGAGAGUCCCCCUCGUCAGCAACAGCAACAGCAGCAGAGAUCUACGGGGAAUGGGAUGUUGGUUCAAAAUUUCAGAUUCCCUAUCGCCCCGCCCAUACCAACAUCAUCAGGAAGAACGAGGCAAGACCCCUCCCAAUCGCCCGGUCGCAAGUACAACAUGCAUCAAUCCUACAUGUCAUCGGUGGUGGACGAAUUCUCUACGCCCGGAACAACCCCCGGAUCAAGAUCAAGGGGCUUCCCAACUCCAACCUCUAAGCGAUAUUCGGGUUCUGUGUAUGCUGAGAGCGAUAUUCUAGGGCCUGAAGAGCAGCUUGAUCAAGAUGGUUUUGAUUCCGACACAGAUCGACCCGCUUCGGCCGAUCCAAUGCCGCAAGUAGUGCGGCAAGCGAGUAUCGGGAAACGGGCCAGGCCUGCAAUCACGACCAUUAAGAAUCGAGAGAGCCAAAUCCAGCAAGACAUUCCAGAAGAUUUUCCGGCUCCUCCCACUCACGUGAACAAGAAAACAACAAUGGAAGCCCUCAGUGCAGCGGUGGCUGCUGGCAUGGGCACCCAACCUCUUGAAUCUCGUUCAGGUACUCCUGUAUCUCGAAGUUACACUCCUAUCAGGAUGCCCUUUGACACAUCUCCUCCGCUCUCUCCCUCCGCCGAUAGAGAAUAUUUGCGGACGCCAAAGUCUCCGAAUACAAUCGCAUCAGGAAUGAUGCUUGCUCGGACACCGACCUCGGGACAUUCUGAAAAAUCCACGAAUAAUCUGCUCGGCUUGGGUAUCGAGCAGUCUGCAAUGAGCGACAAGAUCCCCGCCAGCCGACGGCCGCCCAGGUUGGAUAUGGACGCAGUCAGGGAAGCCGAAAGCCGUGGCAGCACAACCAGUCUGGCAGACUUGAUCAGACGAGCAACGAAGCUUGCCGCCAAUCUGGAUAGAGGAAAGACAGCAAGCCGGCUAGGCAUGCUGGACAUGUGGGGCAGCGGUGAAAAACUGGGGCCUACAAAUCGCCAUUCCACCAUGUCUGACAUGCUAUCAGCUUUUCCUGCUCCGGCUAUAGGUGGCACUCCAACAAAACGAGAUACUGUCUGGCCCCUAAGUGAAAAGGGCGAUGGCUACGCUUCAACCACGGAUCUAUCCAAAAGCCACCACCGAAAGCAACGGCGGAAAUGCUGCGGCUUAUCAUUACCUGUCUUUAUCGUCGUCCUCAUCGUCCUCAUUAUUCUCAUUGCAGCCGCUGUAUUAAUACCCAUAUUCUUAAUUCUUGUACCAAAACAACAUCGAUCUACCAACCUCAGCGACUGUGCAGCCAGCCAUCCUUGCCGGAAUGGUGGCACCAGCAUAGUGAGCAACGACGCUUGCGUCUGUGUCUGCUCGAACGGCUUUACCGGAAGUCAGUGCGAAACGCCUGGAAACGCAGCCGAUUGUAUGACCAUUACGUUGAAUGAUGGCAAUAACGAGUACAAAAAUGCAACGCUGGGUCUAUCAAUACUCCCAACCCUUUCGGAUGCACAAACGCGAUUCGACAUCGCACUAAAUGUCUCAACGAUAUUAUCACUUUUCUCAUCCAACAAUCUAUCAUGUACAAGUGAAAGUUCUCUUGUCGAUUUCAACUCGAGUGUUUCGAACCUGGGAACGAGGAGAACGAGACGGUUUAUCAUGUUACCUGGCUUUGAGCCAGAUCCAGCUGUGCUUCACGGCGAUCCUCACUUGCCUCGGGUCACGGCGCGUGCAGAAGCAGAUUGCUCGGAACCAUCCCUUGAGAGAAGGCAAGACGGUGGGGUCGCAGGAACUUCCACCUCGAACGGGAUUGUCUUCCAAGCAAGCUCGCCAACCAUAGGACCUAUCAGUCCCACUGCACCUGUGGUGACUGGUGCCUCAACUGUUACAAGCGUGAGUGCGACGACGCACGCGGCUAGUUCGGUCACCACGUCGGCGUCAGAGUCCCCAUCUACCACAACCAGUGGGGCGUCUGAACCUUCGUCAUCAGCCAUCAGCAGCGAAGCGCUCGACUUCGCCAGAGUUGUGGUUCUCUUUGUUCUCCAAGAAUCCCGAUCCAUGAGUGUGGCCGUCAAUUCCCAACAGCGCAUAGAAUCGUUCUUUACUCAACAGGCAAAUGGUAAUACUACGUCUGAGAAAGUGGAUGUUGGGUUGGGAAGCUUGCCACUCACAGCGGAUUUUAACCAGUUCACUAUCAUCGAAGGCAAUGGGGAGGUAUUGGGUGGACAGGAAGGUUCAGGGUCGACAUGA
Molecule: messenger RNA, 2427 nt
Organism: Cladophialophora psammophila CBS 110553
Lineage: Eukaryota; Fungi; Ascomycota; Eurotiomycetes; Chaetothyriales; Herpotrichiellaceae
Exons: 1
Coding region: 1-2427 (808 amino acids)
Source: RefSeq, a predicted model, not a curated record